Setaria italica (foxtail millet) is the source of this 1366-nucleotide messenger RNA. RefSeq names its product enoyl-CoA hydratase 2, peroxisomal. The record is from RefSeq and is a predicted model, not a curated record. NCBI's taxonomy places the organism in Eukaryota, Viridiplantae, Streptophyta, Magnoliopsida, Poales, Poaceae. Gene Ontology annotation, cellular component: peroxisome. The coding region runs from base 199 to 1143 and encodes 314 amino acids. The transcript is spliced from 11 exons.
CCCCUCCCCGUCGCCGUGACGCCGUCGACGUCGACGACUUGGUCUCUCCCUUUCGGUUCCCCUCCCACGUCACCUCACGGCCGCCACUCCUCUCUGCUUCUCCUCUCCGUCUCCUACAAGUAGCCUAGCUGCGGGGCUCCCGGAUCGCCGGCGACCGUUGAGAGUGACGGGGCGCAGCGGACGACGAGCGCAGCGGCCAUGGCGACGAGUUCCAAACCCGCCGCGGCUGUGGACCCCGAGGUCGCGCUCGCCCACAAGUUCCCCGAGGUCUCCUUCGACUACGACGAGAGGGAUGUUGCGCUGUACGCGCUCGGGGUCGGGGCCUGCGGCGAUGACGCCGUCGACGACAAGGAGCUCCACUUCGUGUACCACAGGGACGGGCAGCCACACAUUAAGGUUCUUCCUACUUUUGUUUCUUUAUUUCCCAACAAGAACAGCAAUGGGCUUGGAUUUUUUGAUGUGCCUGGCCUUAACAUCGAUGCAAGGCUUCUAUUGCACGGUCAACAAUACAUAGAGAUCUACAGGCCAAUUCCUUCUCAUGCCAGUGUUGUAAACAAGGUUAAAGUAGCUGGUUUGCACGAUAAAGGGAAAGCAACUAUUCUUGAGAUCGAAACCACCACAAGUCUCAGAGAGUCUGGGGAAAUUUUAUGCAUGAACAGGAGUACUAUCUACUUGCGUGGUGCUGGAGGGUUUUCAGACUCUUCACGACCAUAUACUUAUGCUACUUAUCCUGCUAAUCAAGUUCAUCGCAUAUCUAUUCCAAAUUCGGCACCUUCUGCUGUAUAUGACGAUCAAACAAAGCAAUCCCAGGCAUUAUUAUACAGGUUAUCUGGGGAUUACAAUCCUUUGCAUUCUGAUCCUGAUAUUGCACAGGUUGCAGGGUUCACUCGCCCAAUCCUGCACGGCCUCUGCACCCUAGGAUUCGCUGCCCGCGCUGUCAUCAAAUCUUUCUGCAACGGUGAGCCAGCGGCGGUGAAGAGCAUCUUCGGCAGGUUCCUUCUUCACGUCUACCCCGGGGAAACGUUGUCCACCGAAAUGUGGCUGGACGGCCAGAAGGUGCACUACCAAACGAAGGUCAAGGAGCGGAAUCGUGCCGUGCUCUCUGGAUAUGUGUUGCUCCAACACAUCCCCUCAUCAUUGUAAGUGCUGUAUCAUAUUCGUUCGUGACAGAUUUUAUUUAUUAAUUGGUGCCCACUGAAUGCAAUAGUAGUGAUGAGUUGAGAGCUACUGCACGAGGUGGGUUGCCACUGUAAUGAUACUAGCAAAGAAUGCUGUACGGAUCGGCACAUAAUACAUUCGUACUGUACUGAUAAGAUACCCCUUAUAAAGACCCAAAUCCAAAAACAUAUUGAUUUUGCUGUGUCCA